AUGUCAACCAUGGAUGUCUUUGCUGCCAUGGGAAUUUCUGGGUUUGGAAAGGAAACAAAGAAGAAGGAGCUGGAUCCUUCUCGCUUUGACAAAAGCAAGAGGCAAGAGCCCCAGGAAAAGCCUUCCACUUCAAAAGCAGGGCCUUCGGAAGAACAUUCUAGUCGCGAUUUGUGGGAAGACAAAAAUGGUGAACCCAGCUCUUACGCUGCAAACUUGAACGAAGGUCAACAAUUGGAUGGUGUACACGAGCCAGAGUACGACCCUUCAGAUCAAGAAGAUGACAUUUCUCAGUUUCCUAUCACCCAUGAAAUUUCUCUCAAAGACCACACAAAGGUUGUGUCCGCGCUCUCUUUAGACCCUUCAGGCGCUCGCAUUGUUUCUGGUUCACACGAUUACGAUUGCAAGCUAUGGGAUUUUGGUGGCAUGGACAUGCGGUGUAAACCCUUUAAUACCUGGGAACCCUCUGGAACCUAUCAUAUUCAUGACUUGAAGUUCUCAAAUGAUGGAACCAAGUUCCUUGUUAUCUCAGGAACCUGUCAAGCUAAGCUAUUCGAUAGGGACGGUGAAGAACAGACUACUUACAUCAAAGGGGAUCCUUACAUUCGUGAUAUGAAGAAUACCGCAGGGCAUGUUGGCGAACUGACCUCUUGUGCGUGGCAUCCGAGGGACCCUAAAUUAUUUAUGACUGCCUCCGCUGAUUCGACAAUCCGAAUAUGGGACGUCGAGAACAAGCGCAAGCAGAAGACUGUCAUCGUAGUUAAGUCAAAAGAGCGCGGUGCUCGAACCAAAGUCACAGCGUGUGGUUAUUCGUCAGAUGGUAAACUCAUUGGUGGUGCUUGUCUGGAUGGUGCACUGCACAUAUGGCAAACAAGUUCCAAUUUUGUCAGACCGAACAUGACAAUUGAGGGUGCACACGCCAAAGGAACAGAAACGGGUUCUCUUGUAUUCUCUGUCGACGGACGCACCAUCUUGACGAGGGGGGGAGAUGACACAGUGAAGCUAUGGGAUCUACGAUCUUUCAAGAAACCGCUUGCUACGCGGUCAGAAGUUGCCACACUCUACCCCAAUACCAACGCCAUCUUCAGUCCAGAUGACAAAUUCGUUCUCACUGGAGCAGGUGCAUCAGCCAAAGGCGGCCAGGGAGCACUUUUGUUCAUGGAAAAGGACAACCUCGAAAUUGUCAAGACGCUGGCUGUUGACGCAACGCCAGUAAAAGUGGUUUGGCAUUCGAAAAUUAACCAAAUUGUCACUGGCCUCUCAAAUGGGACGAUUGUCGUGCUUUAUUCACCUGAAACCUCUCUCAAUGGCGCCAAACUACUUCUCAGCAAAGGGCCACCAAGGAAAGUUACGGUUGAAGAUAUGUCAGAUGCAUUGGCAGCGCCUACCAUCCUCACGCCACAUGCCCUCCCCAUGUUUCGCGACAUGGAUCCUGGACACGGUACAAAGAGGAAGCGAGAAAAGGAUAGGUUGGAUCCAAGAAAGAGCAGGCGGCCAGAGUUGCCUGUUACAGGACCAGGAAAAGGAGGACGCGUCGGCGCAAGUGCGACUCAACAUGUGGUUCAAAAUCUAGUUAGAGAUACGACGAGGGAUGUCGAUGUGAGUUUCCAUUUUGUUUUUGUUACGCUUUUUUCCGUGUUGGCAUUGGCUUUGGUGGGCAUCUGA
Laccaria bicolor S238N-H82 is the source of this 1662-nucleotide messenger RNA. RefSeq lists its product as uncharacterized. Gene Ontology annotation, cellular component: nucleus; site of double-strand break. Gene Ontology annotation, biological process: regulation of DNA double-strand break processing. The transcript has 9 exons. NCBI's taxonomy places the organism in Eukaryota, Fungi, Basidiomycota, Agaricomycetes, Agaricales, Hydnangiaceae. Gene Ontology annotation, molecular function: protein binding. The record is from RefSeq and is a predicted model, not a curated record. Bases 1 to 1662 code for a protein of 553 amino acids.